Miscanthus lutarioriparius is the source of this 1344-nucleotide messenger RNA. Lineage: Eukaryota; Viridiplantae; Streptophyta; Magnoliopsida; Poales; Poaceae. The record is from the annotation of a GenBank genome assembly.
AUGGCGCCGUGCUGCCUGCCCCAAAUCGACUGGGGGAUCGAACGCCCCCGUGCCUUUCGCCUCGCCGCGGCGCUGUGCGCGGCUGUGGUCGCGCUGGCGCUGGCGCCCGCCUCGGAUGCCACGUCGGCGUCGCUUGUGGGCAUCAACUACGGCCGCGUCGGGAACAACCUCCCGCCGCCGCAGUCCGUCACGCCGCUGCUCGAGGGCCUCGGUAUUGGCCGCGUGCGGAUGUACGACGCCGACCCCACCGUGCUGCGCGCGUUCGCCCGGACCGGGGUCGAGCUCAUCGUCGGCGUGCCCGACGAGUGCCUGGCCGCCGUGGCCGACCCGGGCGGCGCGGCGCAGUGGCUCAAGGAGAACGUCGUGCCCUUCCUGCAGGACACGAAGAUCGCCGUGCUCGCCGUCGGCAACGAGGUGCUCACCGGCGCGAACAGCUCCACGCUGUCGCGCACCCUCCUCCCGGCGAUGCAGUCCCUGCACGACGCGGUGGCCGCGCUCGGCCUCGACAAGCAGAUCACCGUCACCACGGCGCACAACCUCGGCGUGCUCGGGACGUCGUACCCGCCCUCGGCGGGGGCCUUCCGCAAGGACCUGCUCCCGUACCUCUGCCCCAUCCUGGACUACCAUGCCAGGACCGGCUCGCCGUUCCUCGUGAACGCGUAUCCCUACUUCGCCUACUCCAGCGACCCCAGGGGCGUGCAGCUUGACUACGCGCUGCUCGAACCGGGCUUCGCCGGCGUGCAGGAUCCCAACUCCAGGCUGCGCUACCCCAACCUCCUCGUGGCGCAGGUGGACGCGGUGUACCACGCCAUCGCGGCGGCCAACACCGCAGCGUCGCGGGUGGUGGAGGUGCGGGUCUCGGAGACCGGCUGGCCCUCCGCGGGGGCCGCCAACGAGACGGCCGCGACGCCGCAGAACGCGGCGCGGUACAACAGCAACGCGAUGCGGCUGGUGGCCGAGGGCAAGGGCACGCCGCUCAGGCCCGGGGCGCCGCUGCACGCCUACGUGUUCGCGCUCUUCAACGAGAACCUCAAGCCCGGUCUGGCAUCUGAGCGCUACUACGGCCUCUUCAAGCCCGACGGCACGCCGGCGUACCCGCUCUCGUUCAAGCUACCGCGCGACAACUCCACCUUUGGUCACGGCGGCACCGGCAACGGCGGCGGCGGCGGGUUCGGCGGUAACGGCAAUGUCAAUGGCAAUGGCAGCAGCGGGAACAUUAGCGGCGGCGGAAACAGCGGCGGCUACUACGACAUCUCGGCUUCGGCACGUAACACUCCGGUGAGCUCUGAUUCUGCCCUUCUCUCCCCAAUUGUUCUUGCUGGUAGGGAUCAUGGUUUUUUUUAA